Molecule: messenger RNA, 3571 nt
Organism: Gigantopelta aegis
Lineage: Eukaryota; Metazoa; Mollusca; Gastropoda; Neomphalida; Peltospiridae
Product: transmembrane emp24 domain-containing protein eca-like
Exons: 5
Coding region: 29-676 (215 amino acids)
Biological process (GO): intracellular protein transport; Golgi organization; endoplasmic reticulum to Golgi vesicle-mediated transport
Cellular component (GO): COPII-coated ER to Golgi transport vesicle; endoplasmic reticulum-Golgi intermediate compartment; Golgi apparatus
Source: RefSeq, a predicted model, not a curated record
UGAAACGUUUCCGGGUUGUUGCGGCAAAAUGGCGUGGUUUUCAACAACUGUGGUGACUUUCUGUCUUUACUCGUGUGUUGUAGGAUUGUAUUUUCACAUUAGUGAAACAGAAAAAAAAUGUUUCAUCGAAGAAAUACCAGAUGAGACUAUGGUAGUCGGGAAUUAUAAAGUUCAGGCAUACGACACCAAAGUUAAAGACUAUUUACCAGUUGCACCAGGUAUAGGCAUGCUUGUUGAAAUCAAAGAUCCUGAUGACAAAAUUGUAUUAUCCAGGACUUACGCUGCUGAAGGAAGGUUCACCUUCACGUCCCACUCGGCCGGGGAGCAUUCAGUAUGUCUCCAUUCCAACUCCACAGCCUGGUUCUCAGGAGGACAGCUGAGGGUUCACCUUGACAUCCAAGUUGGGGAGCAUGCGGUCGACUACCAGCAGAUCCAGGCGAAGGACAAGCUGAGUGAGCUGCAGCUGAGGGUGAGACAGCUGCUUGACCAGGUGGAGCAGAUCACCAAGGAACAGAACUACCAGAGAUAUCGGGAGGAGAGAUUCCGAUCGACGAGUGAAAGUACCAAUCAAAGAGUUUUAUGGUGGUCUAUCGCACAGACUGUUAUCCUUCUCAUAACUGGCUUCUGGCAGAUGAGGCAUUUAAAGAGCUUUUUCGAGGCUAAAAAAUUAGUUUAAUGCUCACAACAUAAUACUUGAAUGAAUAAAUUUACCGAAAAAGAAAGAAAAACAUUACUUUUCUUACAAAAUAUUUUUGUUGAAAAAUGAUUUUAAACUAACUUUCAUUGUGAUUUUUAUAUUCUUAUAUCUGUUAGGAAUGAAUCUUGAAUUGUAAUUUUGUUAGUUUUUAAGAUGAAUUCUUAGAUAUAUUGAAAAAACAAAAUGCUGACUUUAAUGCCACUUAUUUUUUGUAUUGCACCAGUUGUUACCAUGAAAAAACAAAUUGGUGCUUAACUUUAAUUGCAGCUAUUUUAUAUCAGAAAUGCUACAUAAUGGCUGAUCAAACUGAAUCCAUGUUGGUGCUGAAUAAAAUUGUGAUAUAUUGAAAUCUUGUGGUUUGGGCCAUAUCCCUUUAUUACUAUACUAUAAUCUCAGUUUUUAAACUGAAGCUAGAAAAAGCUGAAUUUAUUCAUUCAAGUUCAUACUUUGAGGAUGAAUAUAUGCAGAGUGUGUGAAUGUGUACAAGUUUGAACUGGUGUGAUAUCAGGCCUGAUGUGUGUAAAACUUUUAGAGAUUAGACUCAAGACUAAUAGAAUCGGAGCUACUAAUGUCAUGACAAUGCCAUAUAAACUGCAUGUGAUGUUAUUAGAGAUUUAUUCUGAACUCUAAACGUUUUAUAAGCAUGGGCUCAGAUCUUUUGAGUUUAACUCUUCUUCCACUGAUUAGUUUUAGCUGCUGACAAAGCAGCUUAACUGAAACAAGUCUACAUUGUAUGUUCCCCAUAGAAUAUAAAUAUACAUAUAUUUAUAAUAUUUAAGAUAUGGGAUGUAAUUUUAUUUUGUAAUUUACAGUUUAGUUUGAAUUAAAAAUUUAUUUGCCCAUUAAGGAUCUGUAUAUUGGUUAAAUUUAGAAACCUUUUUGUUUUUUUAAUUUAGAAUAACACCCAUUUUUAUUUUCUUUCAUGUGUACCGACAUGUGUGUGAAUGAGGUUGUCUGAUUGUGUUUAAUGUAUGAAUGAUUGCUAAAUUGUUUCGUGUGUCUAGACUCUUGUUAUGAAUGUUUAUUUUGUAUUUAAUAUGUAUUCAUAUUGUGGAUAUGGGAAUCUGUAUUGUAUCUGAUUGUGCUUUGAAAAUAUAAAUAAGUUUGGUAUUAUGAAUGUUAUUCAGUUAAACCUGUUCAUUCUGUUGUACAAAGUAUGUUGAUUUUUGACAACCUCAAAUGGUUGAUUUUUCACAGGUUGUAUUUUCUUCUGUUCAAAACAAUCUUUCCUAUUGCUUGUUGGAGGUUUAGCGCUUUACAUAAAGUCAGAGUAAAUUCUUUGAAAAGCAUAAAUUGUUUUGACACUGGAAGUAUUUUGUUAGAAACUGUCAUGAUUCCCCGAGCUCUUGUACGUCUCCAGUAUAUGCAUACCUGUCAAUAUCCAGAGUUAAAUGGCAGUUGCUGGAAAAACCUAACAUUAAUUUAAAAUGUGCUGUAUGGAACAUUGUUGUGUGCAAAAGGUUAGACAGAAUUUUUUCUUCUUCUGUUUUUUUUAAUUGAGAAAACCUGUUUUGAACCAAAACAUUGGCAUUGUAUUUUCUGAAAUGGGGUGUUUUGCAAAUUACAUAAUGUUGGAUUGUUUCACAGUUUGCUUUUAAUAUGUGUAUAUCUAUUGCUCUGAAAGGAAUUGUUUUAUUCAUCACAGUUUAAUUUUAUUGGCAACUUUUGUCAAAUGAUUGCUGAAUUAAAUACCAUUUUGAGUAACAUCUGAUACAUCUGAUUUUAAUAAGAAAAUGAAAUGCAUCUGACCCAGAGAGAUGGGUACUAUUAUUCCCUCAUGUUUGAGGUGUAUGUUGGUUAUUACACAUUGGAACAGGCCAUGUUGACGCUUUAUGGGUCUACAGUUCGAUUGUAGCCAGGUACUUUUUUAAAGAAAUAACAAAUAUACAGUAAGUUCUGUAGAAAAACGAUUCAGUUUACAAUGGACAUAACCAUAUGGAGUUUUAAGAUUUGUAGCUGUUAUUGUCUAUUUGAUGCCCGCAAAUGUUUAAUUUUUAACCUCAGGUUAACACCUUUGGUCAAAAAGGACAUUUGUGGGAUUAAAUAGACAAUAAAACCCACAAAUCUAAAAACUCCAUAUGGUUACCUCCUAAGUCUUUUCAACUGAAUUGGGGGCCUUUUAAAUUUGAGCAAAUAUUAAAGGCAUGCCCAGUUCCUCAUAUAAUACAAUUUGCUAUUAUAGUUACUGUUAAAUGUACAUUAAAACAUAAUAAUUUUUCUUAAAUGCAUCUCAAAGUUGUCUAUCAAACUAAGGUGCCUUUCUACUGAUUAAUCCCAUCACAUUAGCAAUUACCGGUACAUGCAUGCAUGUCAACAGUGACUGGGAACUGGCUGGUCACAAUGGUUUAUAUUAUAGUGGUAGCACUUGGGGACAAACGUCCCUAAAUAGCCCUGCAACUUCUCUAAACAGCUGUAAAUAUGUUUAAUAAUUUAUGAUAAACACUGGUGUUUUAACCAUGAGUACACAGUCACAUUUUGUCCAUGUUUACAACUUAAAAACGCAUUUAAGAUGAAUGUAUGAUGAUCACCUAUUGUGAAUUGGACCCUAUAUGUUUGAGUUAUUCUCGUACAGUAAUGUUGUAUCUUGAUGAGAAACAAAUUCAGCAGGAAAAUAACACCAUUUUAAAAAGCAAAACAGUUGUUACAUAAUUUACAGUUAAAUAGUAGAAUGUUUGGAAUUUGAAUAUAUCUGAUAUUUAUUGUUUCCUGAUAGUUAUUACAGAGGAUGUUUGGAAGUGUUGCAGUGAUUAAAUAGAACAAUGGUGUAUUACUUUUUCUACACAGAUGUUAAUAUUUAAUAAUCUAGAGAGUUUCAUUUCUGUCAUCUUCCAGAUCAUUACUGUCAUGUUCUUCAUUAAACAUUUUACCACUUAA